Bufo bufo (common toad) is the source of this 1731-nucleotide messenger RNA. RefSeq names its product G protein-coupled receptor 45 (gene GPR45). Lineage: Eukaryota; Metazoa; Chordata; Amphibia; Anura; Bufonidae. The record is from RefSeq and is a predicted model, not a curated record. Gene Ontology annotation, molecular function: G protein-coupled receptor activity. The coding region runs from base 271 to 1392 and encodes 373 amino acids. Gene Ontology annotation, cellular component: membrane. The transcript has 2 exons. Gene Ontology annotation, biological process: G protein-coupled receptor signaling pathway.
GCUGAUGCUGGGCCCACCCCUGGAAGGAUUCGGUCGGUCGGAUUCAUGGCAGGCUGCGGGGCUCCGGCAGACAGCAGACUGGACAUGGGCGCCGUGUCCGUGCAGUGAGGGAAGGGGAGAGCCGCAGCGUCCAGUCAGGAAGACAUAUCAAGAUGUGGAAGGAUACAGGACGGCAUUCAAUUGACACAGUAUUGGAUAUAAUGUCUGAUUUCUGGAUUCUUCAAAUGUGUGAAAAAUGCAAAUAAAAUUCCCAAUAUUAUCUUAGCAACAAUGGGCUGCAAUGGCACAGCUCUCGGCAGCUGCACUUUUUUCAGUAUGAAUGUGACGACAACGAGCCAGGAUUUCAGUUUUAGUGCAUUCCCUACACCACUCAGGAUAUUGUUGGCAAUAUUAAUGGUACUCAUGAUUGCCAUAGCUUUUUUGGGCAAUGCCAUUGUUUGCCUUAUUGUCUACCAGAAGCCAGCCAUGCGUUCUGCAAUCAACCUGCUUCUUGCCACGCUUGCGUUCUCUGACAUCAUGCUGUCACUGUUCUGCAUGCCUUUUACUGCCGUUACCAUUAUCACUGGGAGCUGGCACUUUGGCUCUCAGUUUUGCCAGAUCUCAGCCAUGCUCUACUGGUUCUUCGUCUUAGAAGGGGUUGCCAUACUUCUUAUUAUCAGUGUUGAUCGCUUCCUGAUCAUUGUGCAGAGACAGGAUAAAUUAAACCCACACCGUGCCAAAAUAAUGAUCGUCACCUCUUGGAUAUUUUCUUUUUGCAUAUCGUUCCCCUCUGUUGUAGGUUGGACAUUGGUUGAAGUUCCGACACGAGCACCACAGUGUGUUCUGGGAUAUACAGAAUUUUCGGCCGAUAGGGCAUAUGCAGUAAUGCUAGUGGUGGCAGUGUUCUUCAUCCCUUUCAGUGUAAUGCUAUAUUCUUAUCUAUGCAUCCUAAACACAGUGAGACGAAAUGCUGUCCGAAUUCAUAACCAUGCGGAGAGCUUAUGCCUUAGCCAAGUAAGCAAGUUAGGGUUGAUGGGGCUUCAGAGGCCUCAUCAAUUAAAUGUGGACAUGAGCUUCAAGACCAGGGCCUUCACUACCAUACUGAUUCUCUUUAUUGGAUUCUCUCUUUGCUGGCUUCCUCAUUCAGUGUUCAGUCUACUGUCAGUCUUCAGUAGGACUUUCUACUACAGUUCCUCCUUUUAUGUCAUCAGUACUUGCAUUUUGUGGCUUAGUUACCUCAAAUCUGUAUUCAACCCUGUCAUAUACUGCUGGAGGAUAAAGAAGUUUCGUGAGGCUUGCAUGGAAUUUAUGCCCAAAACAUUUAAGAUCCUUCCCAAACUUCCAGGGAGGACAAGGAGAAGAAUACGUCCUAGCACCAUCUAUGUUUGUAAUGAACAUCAAUCGGCUGUCUAGGAAAACUCCUUUCAGGGAUUCUUGUUGAACAAGCACAGAACACUUUUGCCUGAUAUUGCACAUAUCUUUAGUUUUUGUCCAGAUUUUGCAGAAUCUUUUUGGCAUUAUGUAAAAUAAGCGUGCUCCACUGAUUUAUGACUUUCAUACUGAUGAGCUGUCCAUGGACGUUCUUCUGUGAUGCCAAUUGUAAACUCAUAAGGUCAUACGUGUUAAUAGUGUUUUAUAGGAGAGCGAAAGAAAAAAUAGCAGGAUUGAACAGAUGAGUUGAUCAGAUUUUUAAGGGGAAGGUGAUUGAGCAAUAGAGAACAGAAUGCCAAACCAUUUGCAAUAAUUAAUAAA